Molecule: messenger RNA, 1110 nt
Organism: Closterium sp. NIES-65
Lineage: Eukaryota; Viridiplantae; Streptophyta; Zygnematophyceae; Desmidiales; Closteriaceae
Source: the annotation of a GenBank genome assembly
AUGGAGCGAUCGCCGCGCCAUCCCGCCUUCCGCGCCGAUCAGGUCCCUGUCAUGAGGGACGGUCGAGUAGCUUAUGCGCGUACGAAUGACAUAGGACACGCCGAAUGCGUGGAUCAAGAUGCGUGGCUCCAAGAGAGCGGACGCAGACCUGGCGCGGAGGGCGGAAACCACCGCGGCGGAAGGGUGUUCCGCUCCCCGGAGGAGCGCGGACGACGUCGCAACGAGAGAGGGCGGUGGUUGGCGUUCGGCGAGCAGUCUCGCGGACAAGGAGGGAGCGGCGGCAGCGUCGCUCGCGGAGAGAACUCGCCGCACAAUGCGGUUCGAGAAGAGACGCCGGAGCAGGGCGUGGAGGACAAGGAAGAAGGAUCGGAACGGUCAGACGAGGAGGCAGGGAUAGAAGGGGCGAAUGAGGCGCAAACAGGAGGAACGGGCGAUGCGGAAACCGAGCCGGCAGAGGCGCAAGCGGAGACGAGCCCGGUGGCGGUCGCGGAAUUAGAGGCUCCGCCACCGGGAUCGCGCGGUCGAGACGAUCCCUACGAGGAAGGGCGGCGCACGGAGAGCUCCGGACGGCAGGAGCUGGGCGGGCCAGAGAUGAGCCAUCGAGCGUGGCAGGCGCCAAAUUCACGCGGCAAGGGAAAGGAGGAGCGGUCCCGCUCGGCGGAGAGGGAGCGGCGCCUCGGGGGAGGGCGUGUGGGCGAGUUCCGGCCGCGCGGCGAGCGCCAGGAGCAGGGAGAGUGGAGCGGCGGCGCUUCGCUUUCGGCAGGACGGCAGCAGCCGCACGGGGAGAGGGGGCGAGAGACGGAAACAGCGCCGCCGAAGUGGCACAGUCAGCAGCAAGGGGGACGCAGCAGCACCAUACGCUCGCCAGGCCGGACUAGGCAGAGGGAGCGGAGAGACAGCAGCUGGUCCCGCUCGCCGGACGGACAACACACGCGCAGGGAGAAGUACGCGGGGGAGCGUGGGGACGGACAGAGGGGCGAGGACAAUCAAGGGAGAGGCGGUACGAGGCAGGCGGGAGCCGCCAAAAGAGAAGAACGGAAGGCGGAACUCUGGCGCAAGGGGCAGAGCGGGCGCGGGAAGCUAGAGAGGGCAUGCAGAGAGCACGGGUGA